Molecule: messenger RNA, 1191 nt
Organism: Penicillium cosmopolitanum
Lineage: Eukaryota; Fungi; Ascomycota; Eurotiomycetes; Eurotiales; Aspergillaceae
Exons: 2
Coding region: 1-1191 (396 amino acids)
Source: RefSeq, a predicted model, not a curated record
AUGAAUUACACCGCUGGAUCAAGUCUUAUACUCGGUGGCCACUUGGUCUCGCCUUACUUCUUCAAUCUGAACAUGUGCUUUAUCGGGAAAGAGCAUCUAGAGCUCGCUAGUUUCCACCCCAAUCCAGCGAUUGUUGAUCUGAUAGUGAACUCAUUGAUCGAUCGCAGAAAGCGGUUACAGGCUCUAGCAGUGGUACAUCUGCCAAGAGAAGUUAUAGGUCAUUUGAACAUUGGAUCUGAUACGCUCUUAAACGUACAUGCUUAUGAAGUAUACACUCUACUUUCAACGGUCUCUGUGGAUCUGAGAAAUCUUUUGGAGUGUCGUACGUGGUCAGUCUUUGACUCUUUUGGGGUCAAUCUUGAACUGGCCGACCGGCUAUACGAUGCCGGCUUCAGAGACCUGAAUGUAAAAGACAAGGAUCACGAAACUUGCCUGACAAAAUUGUGGCAAGCCACGCCACCUUGCACACUGGAAAAAUUCCUCCAAAAGGCUUACUGGCUCAUCAGCAAAGGUGCUAACGUCCAUCACAAAGGUCCAGCUGGGUCCACUCUGCAUAUUCUGGGGAACAGUGUUGGAUCUGUUCUAUCGUGGAACGAUCAAGAGACGGAAUUUCAUUUGGAGAUUCAGUCUCUGAGCGAUAGCUCGAAGGCCUUGCUGAGAAUAAUUCUAUUCGACAAUAUCCGAGAUGACUGUCAGUGUGCAUGUUCUCUGAAAGGGUGCUCUCCGCUCACGGCUUUUCUCGGCGGGCUUUUCUCUAAAUGGACGUGCAGUGAUUCCAAGGACCUCAUUCGGAUGCUCACAGAAUUAUUGACCAUUGUGCUCGAUAAAUACGACGCUGUGUCUCUCGAGUGCUACAAAACCCACUUGAGCUCAGGCAUACUUCAAUUCAUCACAUUCCGGAGCCUGGAACUCACUCAUACUUGCUUGCAUGAGUAUAGAAAAAUCGAGCUGGAGGAAAUAAAGGAGAUUCACGACGAAGAGAAAUUACUAAUAUUGGAUCUGAUGAGCCUGUUAAAACAAUUCUCUGAGGAAAUCGAGAGGCACAACUUGCAACUUCCGAGUUUUAUCACCGGCUCGUGGCAGACCCACAUGGAGUCAUUCCUGUCGUCGUCCGGAACCCAAAGCACACAGGAGAUCAGUCAAAUUCGAGAGACAGGAGUCAUUAUUGAUCAGCCGAUCUUUUCGCGUUAG